CCUCCAUCUCCUUGUCGUCCACUAGUUCCACGCUGACGAUGGGAGAUGGAAACUCUCCUCCAGAUGCCUCCCGCCCCACCCCCAGCGAAGAAGAUUACGGAUCAUGGACAUGGAAGCAGAAGUUUGAGGAUCUCAUUGCCUGCGAUCCCAGCCGUAAUAUCAUGCCAAAGCAUCCUGAAUCUGCUUCCUAUAUCAAGAAAAAGCUUGAGGAAAUGUUCGGAAAGUACCUAGGUACGGUAUCCCCUAAACAGCGCCCUGCAUACGAGAAGGAUAGCCUCAAAGAGCUCAAUUAUGUGUGCAAUUGCUUUUCGCGCUUCAUGGGCCUCCGUGAGUUCCUGUACCCGGAGAUUCUCAGUACCAUGGCCUCCUACAACGCCCUGCGAUGUGCUAGGAUGGCGCUGAAGGGCGGCGCUCCAUUCCGCGGCCGCCGUGCAGACCCCAACGGCCGCCACCGCAGCGGCUUCACGCCCCUCCACGUGGCCGCCGAGAACUUCAGCGUGGACAUGGUCAAGCUCCUCUUCCGCCACGGCGCAUCGGCAAACAUCCGCACCAAGGGUGAGGACGUCGUGGAGGGCCUCCUGCCUCUUCAUGUCGCCGUUGAGAAUGCCAGCAUGCACAAGUACCUGGAGGACCAUUGGGCUGAAGGGGACCAUAUUGUCAACCUCGUCCUCCUCCUCUGUCUGCCUGAGAUGAAGAUGUUCUUGGACACUACUAGAUUAAUUGCCAAACAAAUAGACAGCCUUGUCGAUGAGGUAUGGAAUUACAUUCGUACGGAGAAGCUUGUUGAGGCUGCAAUUUUGCUGCUGGCAGCUCAGAAGCAGCUCCGUGGCUGCCUUAACAAGAGCUCCAGCCAGGUCUCUCUGAAUGGGUUUGAUAUUGUUAAAAGCAACAUUGAUGAAGCUCUUGACACCCUACAUCUUGAGGUGUUAGCUAUGGUUGAAGAAGGAAAAAAAGGCAAGGCGCUUAAGAAGCUGAAAGACAAGAAGGAAGCCCUUCUUACAGCACGUGCUCUAGUUGGUACCGUCCAUAGAAGUCGCGAAGCUGAUGCCUUUCUUACAGAACAUGAGGUUUCUUUGAAUGGUUUUGAUAUUGUUAAAACCCGCAUUGAUGAAGCUCUUGACUCCCUACACCGUAAGGGGUUAGCUAUGGUUCAAGAGGGGAAAAAUGGCAAGGCGCUUCAGAUGCUGCAAAACAAGAAGGAAGCCCUUCUGACGGCACAUGCACUAGUUGGUAUUAUUCAGAAAGCUGGUGAAGCUCUUGAGGGGUACAUUCAGACCUACCAGAGUGUUUAUUUCCGUGAUUAUGAUCUACCAGUGAAUGAGUACAGGGCUUUAGAAGUGUCCCAUGAGGAGAUUGUUGAGCAUGUUUCAUCGCUUCUAACAAGUAAAGGCAUCGUUUAUUCUGGAAAAGGCAUCGACACUGGAAACCUAGAAUGCUACCAAUAUGGGGCAGUGCCGAUCUAUAUGUCAAGGUCAGAGAGCGGGGACUGUGAGCAAACUAAUGAAACUGACAAGUCAUCUUCCAAAUUGCGAAUGGCUCUGAUAAAGCAUCCGCCGAAAGGAUUGGCCAUAAAAGAAGUGAGAAAUAUGUUCUUCCCAUACUGGAAAUCGGUGCUGUCUCAUGGGUCCAUGGUGAAGAUGGUUCCAUCCUGUCAACCAAGCAGGAAAGACUUGCUGAGUGCUGAAGCAAGCAAGAAGGGGACAAAGAAAUCGAUGGGAAAUCCUGGCUCGAUGGUAUUGGUAUGGCCCCAAUUAGCAAGCAACUAUGAAUCCAGAAGGAUUUUUUUUGAAAAGGGAAAUUUUAUUGAUUUCAAGCACAAUACAUCAAGUUGAUACAUUGUCUUGAAAUUUUC
Molecule: messenger RNA, 1852 nt
Organism: Panicum virgatum (switchgrass)
Lineage: Eukaryota; Viridiplantae; Streptophyta; Magnoliopsida; Poales; Poaceae
Exons: 8
Coding region: 39-1832 (597 amino acids)
Biological process (GO): protein ubiquitination; positive regulation of protein catabolic process
Molecular function (GO): protein binding
Source: RefSeq, a predicted model, not a curated record